AUGGCCAUGGAGCUGAAGAUUCAAUUGGCUGAGCAGCCACUGAUGAGUCCAAAGGCCAAGCUGAAACCUGAGAAGAAGUCAGGGCCCAGGCCAAGGAGCCACAGAGACAGCAGGCCACAGAAAGAACCGGUGAUCCCAGGCAUCAUGGAUUUCGAGCUGAUCCCAGAGGCAUUGAGAACCCCCAAGCCGCAAAUCUCCAGUGCCUGCCGCUUUGGCCGUCUCAGCCACCACUCCUUCUUCUCCCGGCACCACCCCCACCCCCAGCGUGUGACCCACAUCCAAGAUGUUACUGGGAAGCCCGUCUGUGUCGUCAGGGACGAGUUCUCUCUGGCUCCCUUGCCUCAAUCCACACCCAUAUCCCGCUGUCUGAUGGGGAUGCCCACGAUCUCUGUCCCCAUUGGGGACCCACAGUCCAAUCGGAAUCCCUGGCUUUCUUCUGAGGCCUGGAAGAGGGAGUUGGAGGAGCUGACUUCGCGGGUGGCCAUCUUCACCAAGGAAAACGAGCUGAGGAACAAGGAGCAGAAGGAGGAGCCUCCACGGGAGCAGGGGGCGAAGUACUCGGCUGAGACUGGUAGGCUCAUCCCCGCUUCCGCCCAAGCUGUUGGUCGUCGCAGCUCCCGACAGGGCCAGCAGAACCGCUCUUCGGGCAGAGAUAGAGGACUCCACACCUUCCUCCUGCAGGAUCAGGAGCUGCUG
This is a messenger RNA of Galeopterus variegatus (Sunda flying lemur), 696 nucleotides long. Its product is annotated as protein TBATA-like. Lineage: Eukaryota; Metazoa; Chordata; Mammalia; Dermoptera; Cynocephalidae. The transcript has 5 exons. The annotation marks the transcript as partial. The record is from RefSeq and is a predicted model, not a curated record.